AUGCCAGCACAGCAACACGACACAACUCAACAGAGCUUCGCACGUCGCCCAACUCGGAGCAGAGCCGCUCAGGAUUUUUACGGCGUUUCACUCACGGAUAGUCAGGAAUACGAAAGAAUCGAUGAAAUAAUCGGUAAGCUGAAUGCUGCCUGCUUUACAUUCCUUGCAACAAUCGUGGAUCUGAUGUUCCUAAUUCAACCGACGAACGCUCCCUUGGUGGAAAGAAUCGAUGAAAUAAUCGGUAAGCUGAAUGCUGCCUGCUUUACAUUCCUUGCAACAAUCGUGGAUCUGAUGUUCCUAAUUCAACCGACGAACGCUCCCUUAGUGGAAGGAGUGAAAGAAGGGACGGACGGGAUGGACGAGGGAAACAAUCAGCAUGAAAGCAAGGAAGAAUGGGGCUGGGACAAUAAAGAGUGGGUAGGGACUGGGAGCAAAAACAAGAGCGUCCACCGAUACGCCGUUCGGAGGAUUUUCUUCCUUGCCCAGCAAAUAGGCCAAAUGGUCCCAUCAACUCCAAAGCUACUAGGCGAACGAUUUCAACGCCACGGCAUUAAAGAGGGAUGGAGAGCGGGAAGAGAGAGAGAACCUUCCAGUGCCAUUACCUUCGCCGUGGCCGAGGCAGCUGCCGCGGCUGCUGCAGCUGCUGAUGACAAACUGGAGUUGGUCGGUGUAGGUGGAUCUUCGGGCGGUGCGAUUGCCUUCCCAACUCGGAGGAACUGA
Messenger RNA from Opisthorchis viverrini, 720 nucleotides. RefSeq lists its product as hypothetical. The transcript has 5 exons. The coding region runs from base 1 to 720 and encodes 239 amino acids. NCBI's taxonomy places the organism in Eukaryota, Metazoa, Platyhelminthes, Trematoda, Opisthorchiida, Opisthorchiidae. The record is from RefSeq and is a predicted model, not a curated record.